UUCUGAUUUCAGGUGGCGAACCAACCCGCUCUCGUUUGCACAGCGCAUCGUUAGAGGCACGCUCCAAGGCCGGGGACAGAUGUGAAAACAGCUGGUUUACAGCAGUGUGUACGCUACAGCUACAAAAUGCUGUCCUCUGGCAAAUGUCUAAGCGUACCUGAGCAAGGUGCACCGGCAUCCUUCGUUCCCGAUGCCUUUGUUUAAAGCAGCCCAUCAGCUUUGGUUUGCAGCAGGUGAGUUGAAAACCGUGGCAAGACAAAAAGUGAUCGGUAACGGGAAGCACGGAGCUAUUUUCAGCCCAAGUAGGGGGAGCACCUGCUGCGUGUGGGACUUCUCCCCAGGCUCUCUGUGGCUCGGUAACCUGUUAAACCUGAGAGCAAGCAGGAGGGGGGCUCUGCUCUGCUCCAUCCACAAAACCUCCCUGGCACCUGUUUGCAGGUAACAAACUGCUGGCAGCAGCUUUGGCUGCAAGAAAGACUUGGGUGACUGGAGACGAAAGCCUGCGAGUGAGUUACUAAACCAAGGUUAUAAAGUUCUUUUGUUUCCUUGCCAUCCUAUGUUUAGGAGAAGUAAACCAUAUCUAAUCGCUUUUAAAUAGUAAUUUAAGAGAAUACACUCCUCCAGCUUCAAUAUGUGACUUAAUAAAGCACUGGACAGACCUGCCAGUAAGGAAAUGGAUGGUGACCAGGAUGCUUUUUGUAUGGUACUCCCAAUACUGCAGCGCUUAAAGCUUUUCAGCCUCCAUGUCUGCCAUGUUGGGGCUCUUUGUUGGCUUUUUUUGAUUGUUGGUUGGGGUUUUUUGUGCUCCAAUGAUGGAGAACGCUUUUCUCAUGCCAGAUCCCAUCUGACGCUGGGCACCUGAGCCCUUCUGCAAGGUCUUGCUCAUGAGCGGAUCUCGAGGGUAGGAUCUCGUGCUUUGUAAGCGGCCAAGAGAUUUUUAUCUCAGCUUUAGCAUGUGAUUUCGUCUUAUUCCUGGAAAAAUAAUUGACGCAUGCAGACCUGGAGCAGGAGAGUGUGCAAUAUGGAAAUAAGCUGUUUUUAAAUGUCAUCUUGCAGCCGGGUGGUCUCGCCCCUCUGCGCUGUGUGUCCCUGGGAUGUGGCCUGUCUUUACUGGCAGACCGUCAGUGGCUCUUCUCAGAAGGUAAACAGAGUACGAGAGGGGAAGAUCUACUCUACUGAUCAGCGCAUCUGAACUCUACCCCUUUUGCAUUCCUGAGCUCAGGUCUCAAACUGAAAGGCGAAAGCCUGCUCUGAGUCUCUCCCAGACACUGCUGUGGGGAUGAGGUUUCAGAUAAAGCAAUGAUAUCACCUUUGUGUUAGAGUUUGUUUAAAAAAGCACCACAGAAGCUUCUAUCCCGGCAGUUUUUUCUGUUUUCUUAUGCGAGACCAAGGAAUAUGCCCCAAGUGCAAGGGCACCCACCAAUCCUGAAGCCCUGCAGCCUGGCUUUUCCUCUGUCGCUUGUCCUGCAAGGGUCACACUAGAAAGGAGGGAUGCUGAGCCCCGAGGCUGAGGACCUGGGGAAGGAAGACUUUGGAGUGCUUGGCUUGCUUCCAGCCCUGAUUGAAAUCCGUGUUGUGAAGAGCUGCUUGUGAGAUAAUGCCGCGCAGCAGGAGUGUUGGCUCUCCUGGCCAGAGGGGAAAGCGGAGUUGGAUGGGCUUAGAUCUGUAAGGAGCUGAGAUAGUUUCACUUCCCUUCGCAUUAAUAACACGAUUACUCACUUCUCUUAAGCAGAACGGCAGCAGGAAGGGAGUACGUGUGACUACAGAUGGGAGUAGUUUUUCUUGCCACAAUUUGCAUCGCUGAAUGAUGACAUGGCAGCGACUUGUCCGUACCUUCUCCUUCUGGUGACUUAGAGCCUCAAGUCCUGACAGUUUUUACCCUAAAAACCUUGGUGGAUGUGCUGGAGUAGGUGGGUCAGGGGGGUUUAUUGAUUUAAAUUGUUUACUUCAUUGUACAGUACAAAACUGAGAUCAAUUUAUCCACAUCUGGCAACCCUGUGGGAACAAACUUGGGCAACAGUGUGUCAGGUCUAGUUGCAGCCAAAGACCAAACCGUAGAUGUAAGCAGCCUGGUUGUGGGGCUUUCCAGCUUUUGAGGAGAUCUAGGAGGAAAGAUCCCUUGUCUUCCCUGGCUUCAGGUGCUUGCUUCUCCUGCAGAUGCAUUGCAAGCAGCUCUCUAGAGCAUCUGGACUUCCAGUAGUGUCUGUCUUGGACCGCAACUCGUGAGGCAGAGGAUGCAGCUGCCUUCCAGUCGCUACUGAAAUACAGUGCUCUGCUACUCCACCGUCUGAUGUGUCCUGCUGCAUGCUCUGCUCCGAAGACCUUGUGAUCCGGAUGCUCUGCCGCUCUCUGAGGAGGAGGCUCGUGUCGGUGUGGUGGUGGAUCCCUCGUGCAGACCUCAAACCCCCGGCCUGGGAAAGGCGGGUGGGUGAAGGCUACAAGAGGCAGCAGGAGCCUGGCCGCAGGGUGUCGGCACCCAGCACACUGCCACAAAGGUGAGCAAGCAAGCCCUGCUCUCUGCUCAGAACAACCCAGAAUUAAUUCUGGGGUCAAAGAAGUCAUCUUUCCAUCAGAAAACCUGGCGAGAGCUAGGAGACUCCCAAUGGCUGAAAACGAGGGAGAAAAGAGUUACCGCUGGGUGCAGUGCCUGGGAGCGGACGGCUGAAGGGAGAUACUGGUCUUCACCCUGCGGCCGCUCCUCCCUUUCUGAUGAGGUCCGACAGGAGAGGUGCCGCUGCGACAGUCGGUCGCUCAAGCCUACCUAAUAUUUUCUGCAACGCUGUUUGUGGUUUCCCGUGAGCCUGCAGAUGGUGAUGUUUCUGUAGGUAUUUAUUUCAGCAUUCCCAGGCUCCUUCCCCGGUGUGGCUGGUUUUCUCCCCAUCCCUUUUCCCCUCGGCAGGAGCCAGAGGAAUUUCAAUUCUCACCAGUUCUCCACCGCGGUGGGAGUAGAGGAAGCUCAUGGAGAAAUGUUUCUGGCUUGCUUUGCCUGGACUUGGCCAAGGCUGUGGUCUUGCUGGUGUGUGAACCGUGAGUGACCUUUCUCUUGGUGCUUCCAUGCCAGAAAAAAUCACGUUUCCUGCAGGGAAGCAAGGGCCACACUGAGGUGCAGCGAUGGGGUUGCUGUCUUCUGUUGCGGUUUCUCCUUUCCCAUGGGAUCCCGUCCUUGGGUGCAGCAGUCCAGGGGUGAGUGGGAGGUUGCCCUCUUGUUGCAACUUGGUUUGUGCUUGACAACUGAGGGUUGUUAAGGGAAAAAAAGAUGGUUUGGAGGGAAGAGGAGGUGGGAGGGAUGGAGUAAGCUCACUGGGUGUAAAACCGUAUGGGGAUUCCCAGUCCUCUCCUACAGCUGCAGGAAUUGCAGCUGCAUGUGUGGACACUGCUCCAAGAGGCCGAACCUCCUUCAAUUUAAUCCACCCGCGCCAUCAGGCUGGAUUCGAGCUUUGUGAUGAGCUGGUCAGACCAGCAGCUCCUGGCAGCUCAAUCCCUGUGCCUUUACUGUGCUGAUAUUAAGAAAUAAACAAAAAACCCCCUCAAAGCACACAUCCAGUCCUUACUGGGAGGACUGUGUGGGGGCAUGAUGCUGCUUGAGAGGAAGAGGAGGGGAGCGAGCGGCAGCUUUGGGAUGUUUUCAAAACCAUCCGGCUGCAGGAUGUGGGGAAAGUGUGAAGUGCAGCGCUGCUGCCAGCUGCCCCGGUGCGGAGCCGGCGGCCACUCUGCGGGGAGCAGCCCUGCCCUGCGGCUGCUUUCUGGCAAGGACAGGGUGGGUGAAAGGUGGCCGGGUGGCAUGGGGGCUCUCCCGUCCCACGGCACCUUUGCUGCUGGGGAAAGGGGGUUACGCUGGCUUGGCUUCGGUCAGCCGAAGUGAUGAGCUGGGGAGGAAGAGGGGGAUGAAGCAUGUUGUUUUUUCUCCCAGGGCUGCAGGGAGGAAGCUGGUUUGACCCCCGGGGCAUUGCCUUGUUUGGUGGUGCCACAUGAAGGAAUCUCAUCAGAAUAUCACCCAGGAGCCUCCAGAUUACCCCGGAGCAGAGAAUCCACCGCACUGGCAGUUAUGAAAACGCCACUUGCCGAGACCUUGCUGAGACCUUGCUGCUCAUUUGCCUGAGGUUCAGCUUUUCCCCAGAUGCAAAUGCCGUCAGCUCCAGUUCCACCAAGAGUGCCGCCGCUGAGAUGGAGGCCCCGCUCCCUGGUCUCUCCCUGCUUCUGGUCGUCCUGGCAGUGGGAUGGGGAAGCGGGGCGGUCGCAGCCUGGGCAACAUCUUCUGGCGGCUGUGAGCAUGUGCAGAGCACCACGGACUGCACUGGGAGAUGGCUGAGCUCCGUCCCAGGAAAUCUUCGAGGUGAUACCGAGGAGCUGUUGCUUGAUGACAACACUAUCCAGGUUCUGGGCAAUGCCUCUCUGCUCUCAUACCACCAGCUGCGGCGUCUCAGCUUGACCAAGAACCGGCUGGAGCUCAUUGAGCCCGGCACCUUCCUCAGCAGCCAAGGCCUCCACAUGCUCUCCUUGGCAGACAACCUCCUCUUCACCAACUACUCGCUGACGGCAGCAGCUCUUUCUGCUCUGCCAGCCUUGAGGAUGCUGGAUCUAGCUGGCAACCGUCUCACUGAGGACAUGGUAUCAGUUCUGGUCUGGAACCUGUCUUCCUUGGAGUCCUUGUCUGUGGCCAGGAACAUCAUCAUGAGGCUGGACUCGUCGGUCUUCACAAACCUGACACGGCUGUUGGAGCUGAACUUGGAGAAGAACUACAUCUUUGAGAUUGACCAAGCUUUCGAAGGGCUACAGAGGCUGCAGAGGCUCAACGUAGCUUACAACUACCUCCCAUGCGUAGUGGAGUUCGGCCUGACCCAGCUCAGGGUGCUCAACGUCAGCAACAACGUCAUCGAGUGGUUUCUGGCCCUGGAAAGCGAUGACCUCUUUGAGCUGGAGGUGCUGGACCUGUCCCACAACCACCUCCUUUUCUUCCCUGUCUUGCCCCGGCAGAGCAAGCUGCACUCCUUGCUGCUGAAGGACAACGAGAUGAGCUUCUACCAGCGCCUCCCCAAUGGCACAUCCCUGGCGGACGUCACAGUGCAGUUCCUCUUCAUUGAUGGCAACUCCACCAACAUCACAACGGUCAGCCUCUGGGAUGAGAUCUGUCACAGCAACCUCUCCUCCCUGCGCCUCCUGGACAUGAGCCAGAAUCAGGUCUGGUACCUGCCAGAGGGCUUCCUGGCCCAGAUGCCCGCCCUGACCCACCUGAAGCUCAAUCAGAACUGCCUGGAGACAUUUCACCUGUCAGAAGGGGACCCUUUAGCCAUGCUGACGGAGCUGGACCUCAGCCAGAACCAGUUGGUGGAGCUGGGAGCAGAGGUGGGCGCUGGGGACAUCCUGCCCAACCUGCAGCUCUUCAACCUCAGCACCAACAGGCUGCGGGUGCUUCCUCCUGGGGUUUUCGCUUACACCAGGAAGAUCACUACCGUGGACCUCAGCCGCAACCGGGUUGACCUCUGUCCCCAGCCAGCUGUUGCAGGCAAGGUGGAGAGUCCCCCCUGUGUGGAUAUGAGGGGUGUCGAGACCUUGACUCAUCUCUCCUUGGCUGGCUGUGGUCUGCGGGGACUGGGUGGCCACCCCUUCCAGGGGACAUCACUGAUGCAUUUGGAUCUCUCCGACAACCAUCAGGCACUGUCCAGGGGCCUGGAGUCGCUGCAGGACCUUGCUCUGACACUGCAGGUAUUGUUUCUGAGGAACACCAACCUCUCCUCCACCACCGUGGACUUCUCGGCCUUUACCAGCCUCGUGCGCUUGGACCUGUCGGGGAACUCCUUGACUGUCUUCCCCACCUCGCUGGGCAUGCUGAAGCUGCGCAGCCUGGACCUGCGAGACAACUGCCUCCCGGAUUUCCCGUCAGAUGUCACGCGGACGCCGCUGGGGAAGAGCCUGCGGGAGGUCUACCUCAGCCAAAACCCCUACAACUGCUGCACGCUGGGCUGGUGGGACGCCCUGCAGCAGGUCAAGGGGUUGCACAUCCGUGACAGGCAGGAGGUGACCUGCAGCUAUGCCUCCCGCACGCUGAACCCCCGGGCACUGCCCGAGCCAGUCCUGUGGAGCUGCCGCUGGCAAACGGCUGACCUGGCACUCCUCUACCUGGUGCUGGCUCUGCCCACCUGCCUGACGCUCCUGGUGGCCUUUGCUGUUGUCUUCCUCAUGCUCAAGCAAAAGCUGCUGAAGAUGGUGAAAAGCCGGUGUGGGGUGUCCAGCCCUUACUGAUGGCUGAGGAGGAAGGGCUCAGGAAUGGCGAAUGCGAGCAGGUUGUCAGGAUGACAGGCGGUAAUCUCUCUCCGAGGUGGAGACAUGCUGGGUUGGAGGACCAGGGGGUGCUGGGAGAGCUGCUGUUCUGCUAUGGAUGCCCUAAGGGUACCCGAAGGGUGCAGGGCCAUGGCUGGUGAUGGAGCCUGGGGCUGUCCUGGGCAUCCUCAAGGGACAUGUCUUCAGCAGAAACCUUCAGCUGACGUUGGUGAGAGCCAAACAGAGGAGACACUGAACGUCUCUUGGCCAAGGCGGCAUGGACAGUUGUCCCCAGUGCUGUUUUUUACCCCCAUUCAGGCAGUUCCUUUUAUUUAUUCACCCCCGUAGCCAACUAUCUGCUGCCAAACAUCCUCCAGCUCUGCAGUCAGCCUCCACGAAUUGCCCCGGGCUGGAGUGAGCAUCAGCUGUGCGCUGCGGAGAAGGCUCUCCAUGGCUGUGGCUUUCCACGCUGCUCUUGCUGGCACCAGCAAACUCAUGGGCAGCCCUGGGCGUGCAUCCGUGUGCAUGUGCUGAUGAGAUAGGUGUCAGCAAGGCUGAAAACCACAUUUUGGGGUGUUGUUGCUUGGUUAAGUCAUGAUCCUGGCUAGAAGAACCCAUGAAAAAUAACCCAAGUUGCAAUGAUGUAAAAUAUUGACUAAAAGACAGGAGAAUAAAUUAUAUCAGUGGUAAUAUUAUCAUCAGUGUCUUUCCCUCCAGCAACUGCUGGAUUUAACCAGAUGCAAAGGAGAGAGAUAAAGUAAGAGACAGCUUUCCUCCUUGAUACGUCGGCUCCAGUGGCGUGGGGGGGUUUCCUCCACCCAGCCCCGGUCGGUCACAGCACGCACCGGCUCUCCCGUACCAGCAGUGCGCUACCUGGGGAAGUGCUGCUUUGUUCCUCGGAGGGCUGCUGGGGCUGGAAAUGAGAAGUGAUGGUGGUUAGCGCUAACUCCAAAGCCCCGCUCAGAACCAGAGCAGCUGUAUUCCUGUGGCGCCAUUGGGACGUCUCCAGUGAAAUGCGUGUCUGAGUUAAAGGGGAAGCAGCACCCUCCCUGGUGCAGGCAUGGGGACAAGGACCAGGGUCAGCUGCAGCCCAGACGUCACCCAGUGCAUCUGCAGUGGUGAGGCAACCUCUGAGCGUGGGGCCAGAACACGGGGAUGUGGCCGAGAGGGGAGGCCAGCUUGGAGGUGGAGCGGUGCAUCCCUGCCUGUUUUUGGAGACGCUGCGGAGACGCUGCUGCCUCGAUGCGCAGGCAGCCGUUGGAUCAGGACAAUGGAUGGAGGCUGAAAGCAGAUGCCGCACUUCUUUGCAACGUAAGUCAUUACAGUUCU
Messenger RNA from Egretta garzetta (little egret), 7587 nucleotides. It is a transcript of the gene NRROS, whose product is annotated as negative regulator of reactive oxygen species. Bases 4165 to 6240 code for a protein of 691 amino acids. The transcript has 7 exons. Gene Ontology annotation, molecular function: protein binding. The record is from RefSeq and is a predicted model, not a curated record. Gene Ontology annotation, cellular component: extracellular matrix. NCBI's taxonomy places the organism in Eukaryota, Metazoa, Chordata, Aves, Pelecaniformes, Ardeidae.